CCUGCGCGACGAUAAUCCAAGGCAGGGAUAUAAAAUGUCAUCCCCAACCGCCGUUUGUUCCACUUGAAUUGAUACCGACUUCUCCAACGACAAAUCCCACAGUAGAAGAGAGCAAGCUCAAAGUUUGAAAGAAGAGUGGAACAACUACCAGAACGACUUAUACCCCGAGACCGUGUAUUCUGAUGGGUGUCUCCCCCCUCUUCACUAUGAUGACGUGUUCACUGACUACGACAUGACACACCCACACCCAGAUCAGAUGGAUGCUGCCAUUGAGAAUCCUCAAGUCUUUGACGACAACCACCACCUGCCCGUGUAUCCAGAGGAUGAGACAAUACCUGAUACCCAACAGGAGGAGAGAAUGAUACCCGGUGAAUUGAAUAUCACACAUGGACAGAUGAUACCUGGUGAAUUUAAUAUCUCACAUGGACAGAUGAUACCUGGUGAAUUCAACAUCUCACAUGGACAGAUGAUACCUGGUGAAUUUAAUAUCUCAAAUGGACAGAUGGUACCCGGUGAAUUGAAUAUCUCACAUGGACAGAUGAUACCUGGUGAAUUUAAUAUCUCACAUGGACAGAUGAUACCUGGUGAAUUUAAUAUCUCAUACGGACAGAUGAUACCUGGUGAAUUUAAUAUCUCACAUGGACAGAUGAUACCUGGUGAAUUUAAUAUCUCACAUGGACAGAUGAUACCCGGUGAAUUUAAUAUCUCACAUGGACAGAUGAUACCCGGUGAAUUUAAUAUCUCACAUGGACAGAUGAUACCCGGCGAAUCUGAUAUCCCCGAGGAGAAGAUAAUGAUACCCUGUGAAUACAAUGCCCCACGGCCAUUGGUGCUGUAUGAUUUUUAUGUUAUAAUGUUUGACUAUCUCCCCAAAGAUGCUGGCUACUUCAUGCUGGCCGGGGCAGUCAUUUUCCAGUUGCUGUUUUUGCUGUACCGAGUUGUGACCUUGACACUGGUGUUGCUGAACAAGCUGUCCACCGAUGACAAGCUGUAUUCAGCCUGCGGCCUACGUUGGCUGUAUGUGGCUCUGGACACCCUGGCCUUCUCCCUCACUACAGCCGCCGUUUCCAUGGUGACAGCCGGAAUAGUAAAAACAAGAACUUUGCAUUACUUUUUUCACCAAGAGAGUUCUGGGUACUCUCCGAAGGUUGCUUUGCUGGGCGGAUGGAUGAGCUGUGUGUUCUGGAUGUUCGCUGUUGUCGUAGGCGUGGCCCACCUGUACAGAGAGAGGACCCAGACAAGGUGCUCUGGAACUCCUAAGGACACCCCUCUCAUCCCGGAGAAAACUCCUCCCGACACCACUGAAGGCACGCCCUCUACCUGGUCCACCGACGUGGCUUGUGUUUAGAUAACGAGUGUGCUUUUUAAGAGGUCGACGACGACGAGAGGGGCCCAGAGGUUCAACGGAACUGUUCUUUAUUUUCCUGCGUAAGCUGUUUGUUAAAAAAAUGUGUUAAUGCGCCACCAUAUUUAUCAAAUCUGUUAAAACAGUACUUUCCAAGGUCAUCGGUUGACGAAUAGAAAUUUCAUUUACCAUCUAUGAUACUUUAAACAAUGGGUGAAAGGAUAUUUGAAUAUCAAGGCCUCACGAUCUGGAAUGAUUUGCCAGGUAGUUUAAGAGAGAUCAAAUCUUUUAAUCAUUCAACUGUCAGCUGAAGUCAUUUCUCUGUUUUUAAAUUGAUGAAACAACCCCAUGUUUAAGUUUAAUGAGAGAUUUGAUUUUUAACAGAACAGAAUGCACUGUUGUAUUGUAACGCGCUCAGAGCCUGUGUGCGUUAAUCGGGAAUAAAUGUCAUUUAUUAUUAUUAUUAUUAUUAUUAUUAUUAUUAUUAUUAUUAUUAAUCAUUGCAACUUUUGCACGUCUUCUUUGACACAAGAAAAUCCAUUAUUCGGUGAUCGGUUACUCCAACAUCUCAGCAGAAAGACGAGAAGAGAUACUUGAAAACAUACGACAUAAUAUGUAGUUUUUUUCGGGCGUGAAUUUAACCCGGGGGUGGGGAGCUCAAUCAUUACACCAAAGACGCUGAUUUUGUAUGACCCUAAUGACUUAUGAUUACGGUGCCAUUAUCUGUCAUUCCUUUAAUGAAAGUGUCUGAAUAUGUCAGUCAUUUUUUCCCCUUGGUUUUUCGUUCACCCACUAUAGUGCCACAAUACUUUAUAUGACGUUCUCGGAGUUAAAGAGUUUUAUUAUCAUACAUAAAAAAAAUAUCUUUUGUUGUAUGUUUAUAAAAAAAAUUAUUUGAGCGGGGAUAUGCGCUAUACAAAUGCUUUCUAUCUAUUAUUAUUAUUAUUUUUCACUUUUAGUACAGGUAUGCAAAACUGUGCGUGAAAGAUAAUUAUCUUACCUAAUUCAUUUGAAAAACAGUACUUUCCUUUUUGAAAGUGUCUGGAUGUUAUGUCAGUCAUUUCCCCCCUCUGUUUCUCUUUUAUCCAUCGGUGCCAUUAUGUGUUGAGACUAAGAGUUUCAUACUAUUGUCAUUUUAAAAAAAUUUAAUAUCCUUAGAGGUGUAUAUGAAAACAGAUUUAUUUGUUCAACUUUUAGAAUGCAAAACUGCUUGUAAAAGAUACUCAUUAUCGAAUUCAUUUGAAAAAAAAAAUCGAUGUAAUUAUUACAUUAUUCAGAACACAGCAUUGUUUCUAAAGCAAGUAUUUUAAGUAGAUCUACCACGAUUUCAUAGAAAUUUUUCAUUUUGACGUUGUCGGAGACUUGUGUUACCGUCAAGUGAAUGCUGUAAAAUCGAGAGAAGUGAUUUAAGUUUAGGUCUUUUUCACCGAUGAAUUGGUCUGUCUUUUUCGCUUGGAAUUUUACAGCAUUAUAAUGUGAGUUGAAUAGAUCAAAAAAUAAACACUGUCAAGCACAU
Messenger RNA from Aplysia californica (California sea hare), 2861 nucleotides. RefSeq lists its product as uncharacterized. Lineage: Eukaryota; Metazoa; Mollusca; Gastropoda; Aplysiida; Aplysiidae. The record is from RefSeq and is a predicted model, not a curated record.